Molecule: messenger RNA, 945 nt
Organism: Rotaria sp. Silwood1
Lineage: Eukaryota; Metazoa; Rotifera; Eurotatoria; Philodinida; Philodinidae
Source: the annotation of a GenBank genome assembly
AUGCUAAUUCCUUUGCUUUUUUCGUCCAUUGCAGUGAUUCCCAAUAUUCCAGUCGAUGCACGCUGGACAAAGAAAGCGGUGACUGUUGCUGGAGGCAAUGGAUGGGGCAUUGAAAUCAAUCAACUCAGCAACCCGUUCGGUCUCUUUCUUGAUGAUGAUCAGACGAUGAUCAUCGCUGACUGGUGGAAUCAUCGUAUCAUCCAAUGGAAGAUGGGUGAGACUAAUGGACAAGUAGUAGCUGGUGGUCAUGGUAAAGGAAAUCGAUUGGAUCAAUUGAAUUAUCCAACUGACAUGUUAAUCGACAAAGCGACGGAUAGCUUUAUUGUCUGCGAUCGAGAGAAUCGACGAAUCAUGCAAUGGUCUCGUCAUAAUGGCACUACAAAAGGAGAAAUUCUCGUGGACAAUAUUCGUUGUUGGGGACUGGCCAUGGAUGAUCAGAGAUAUCUUUACAUCUCUGACGAUGAAAAACAUGAAGUGAGACGAUAUCAAAUGGAAAGCAAGAGUGAAACUAUUGUGGCUGGUGGCCAUGGCUCAGGUGCUGACCUGAAUCAACUCCAUUAUCCAACGUACAUCUUUGUUGACCGACAACAGACUGUCUACGUGUCGGAUGGCAAUCAUCGUGUGAUGAAAUGGAAUAAAAGUGCAACAGAAGGAAUUAUUGUUGCGGGGGGCCAAGGCGCCGGGUCGGCUCUGACACAAUUACGCAAUCCGCAAGGGCUGUUCGUUGAUACGUUGGGUACCGUCUAUGUAGCAGAGUACGGUAAUCUUCGAAUAACGCGUUGGCCCCAAGGAGCAACACAAGGUACUGUCAUUGUAGCUGCAAAUUUGGAAAUGUUAGUAGCAGAUGAGUUACACAAUCCUAUGGGUUUAUCAUUCGAUAGUCAUGGCCAUCUCUAUGUCGUCGAUCGGCAUAAUCAUCAAAUACAACGAUUUUCUCUCGAAUAA